Molecule: messenger RNA, 3384 nt
Organism: Lachancea mirantina
Lineage: Eukaryota; Fungi; Ascomycota; Saccharomycetes; Saccharomycetales; Saccharomycetaceae
Source: the annotation of a GenBank genome assembly
AUGACAUUUCAACCGGUGUUCCAAAUUAGAAAGGAACUGAAUUUUGCGUCAUUGGAAGAUGAAUCGAACCUUACCCAGUCCUUUGUCGAGGAAUUUCAGUCACACAAUGCAGAUACAACAGUGGUAGACGGAUUCUCGAAUGAUGUGAUUUUGGUGGAAAACGAGAAAUAUAAUGUCAAGAAGCUGCCCGCAAACAUGGACUUUUUGCCCCAGGAGAAAAAUUUGAAUGCUUUGAUUGAUACAGAAUCUGGGAAGGCUUUGGUUGCCGACAGUGACGAGCUGUAUGUUUGGACAUUCGAUGCUGGUUAUAAACACCCCAAUAUAAACAAGAUUUCUCUGCAUAGCGAACACGAGCUGCUGCAAAGUCCGCCAGAGGUUGUGUUUACGUGGCCCGCUGCAGCAGACGACGAAAUUGACUCUAAAGUCCCAGGAAUCUGCGUUGUGAACAAAGUUACCGGGGUCGUUAAAUUGUUCGAGGAAGUCGAUACUAUCAACAGUGUUUCGUCCCCUGUGUUUAGGGACAAAGCGCACGAGCUUGACCUCAAACUGAAGAGUAAAGAACAUGUCAUUAGCGUGGUCAAUUGCGAACCCGCUGGAAUCGUGAUAGCCACCUCCACAGGUCGUCUUCUACUGAUAGCGAUAAGGGAUUAUGCGGGCCAACCCAUGUUGAAGUUGAAGGCUCAGCUCGUCAAAUCCCAUAUGACUCUAUUCAGUACGUCUAACGAGUUCAAACAGGUUGUCUCAAUGAAGCCCGGAGUGAUUGUUGGGAAAGGAGAAAGAAUCUUGUCGACGAUCACUCGAGGUGGCCAUUUCCUAAUUUGGAAUCUUUCUGCAGUGGCUCAGUCUUAUAAGCGGCUGGAAAUAAACAUUUACGAGCAAAUAUUGGAAUCUCUUCAGGACCUGUAUCCUACAGCACAUGGAUCACUUCAGGUUCUGGAUUCCCAUCCUUUGCCCGCAGACAAGCAAGCGUAUUCGGUUUUGUCUUCCAUAAGAAAUGGUGACGAAGGAAACCUUUACAUUUUGUCCACGAUUGUCGUAGAUGAGAAAACGAACAGCUUCGCAAUCUUUUCCACUUACAGAUUGAACACGAUAUAUUAUCCCAUAAAGUCUGCAGAGUACCCCCGCUUGGUGAUACCUGCCGCUUUGGAUAGCAAGAUUGACAAAUUCGUCACAAUAUUUGUCAUUUUCGAAAACGCAGUAGUGCUUACACAAGUCAGCGCCAAGCUUGAUCACACUUACCCACUCCGGAGGAAAUGGGAAGAUAUUAUAAGCUUUCGGAAAAACACGAAAAUAAUAGGCUAUGGCUGCGAUUCAGAAGCAAUAUACCUGUUUAAUAAAAAAGUUGGUAUACUACGAGUUUCAGCCACAAAGGAGUCAACAGCACCAGAAGACUUCAGAGGAUCAUUUGUUAAAUCACACUUGGAACAGGCGAUCUAUUUCUCCAACGUUGCUUCCACACCCAUCGAAUUUAACAUUCCAAUGGAAAUCACGCUAGACCGCGAAGAGAUCGAAUGCGGAUUGAUGGCUUGUGCUAAAGAAAUCUUGCUAACGAAGUCAGAGUACAUUCCACCAAAAAUGAGCUCUGUUCUGCACCAAGUUCGCUUGCGAGUGGAUCUAUUUAGGACACUGCUUGAAUUUACCAAAGUAAACUUCCUGAACAAGGUAAGGCCAACUAUCUUGCUGGAAUUAGUUGAGUAUUUUGAGAUUCUCAAUUGCGUUUCCACAACAUUAUCCUAUGCCGGUUCAUCUUCGGAGUUGGCAAGCCUGUGGCAAGAAACACUUAAAGGCAAUGAAAUCGACGAAGAGACAUUCGUUGUGCAUGGAUUAGAAGGGUUCCGCCAGGUCUUCGAAUCAUAUUUGGAAAACAUUGCUAGCACGCUGAGCGCUACGUCUGAUAUAGACUCGUGGAAUACUGGCAUCGAUUUCUUGGUCGCUUCAGUUUACGAAAGUGUAUUAAAUGACGGCGAGCAAGAGUACCGGUAUCAGGGUUUGCAAUUAGAUCCAGCUGAGCAACAGAGUAAACUUGCUUGGUUCGCGGAGGGCAGAAUAGCAGAACUAUCAAAUGAUUUAUUCUUGGGAUAUUCCGAUGUCUUGGAGAAGACUGAGAAUUUGGCAUCUCACGCCCUAAAAUUGUUGUCGCUUGCCAAAGCUUUAUACUAUAUUUCCAAUCAGAGAAUAGCGUGGUUCAAAGACGCAUUGACUCGCACAGAGACCCAAGAAUAUAAAGAGCUCCUCACUUUGUAUCGCAAAAAUACAACCGUUUGGAAUGAAAUUCUGUGCAAGGCAAAUCAGAACUUAGAGUGCCUACAAAUAGCCGAUUUUUAUCGAGAUCUGCGGUCGAUUGUCCAAAUUCUGAACAACAUACAUGAUGAAGUAUCUGCUGAAGCAUUUAUUCCGUAUUUUAACAAAUACGGAUAUGAUUUUGCUCGUGAGUUAUUCUCUUCAUACGUGGCAAGCGGGAACUUGCAGGACCUCUACAACAAAUUUCCACAAUUCCACCCUCUUUUGGUCAAAUUCUUCGAUGAAAACCCCCAAUAUAGCGAUGUUGCGUGGAUUGGAACCGUCUUCGAUAAGAAAUAUAGUAAAGCGUCGUCUCUCUUGCUGGAUGCUGUCGAGAGGAACGCUAAGCAAGAACAUCAACUUAAUCGGUGUCAAGUGCAAGCCAGUAUCGCGAAACUCUGCGUACUGGCUGCGAACCGCAACGUCGAACAGGGAGUACUUGUCAAAAUACAAGGAGUUCUUGACACUGCGGACGGUCUCAGUGAUCUAAAGGACAAAUUGAGAAGUGGUGCAAGUCUCAAUGCGCGAUAUCAUUCAGAUGAAGAGAUCAAAACCCUGUUUUCCUGUUUAAGCGGUCGUGUCGCGCGGGAGUUCCAAGUCUCGAUGCAUGAAAUCAUCGAGAUUUAUACACUCAUGAACCAAAAGGACGGAUUCUUUUAUGCCCUCAAACUUCUCCUGCUGAAUAGCGAGAUGUUUGACUUAGAGUCUUACCGGUUUUUGAAUGCACUUUUAUGGAGAAGAUGUUUACUCUUCGAAGGGCCAAUGAAACUCACGGAUUUUCGCAAUUCAGCUUUGUAUUUCACAUUGAGCAGAGCUUUUAACGAACUCCUGUUCAAGGCCAAUAGUGACCUUCCGGCUUGGGAUAUGCUCGUAGACCUCAGUUCGACGUCACCAGAUUACUUCAAGGCGAGAUAUGCGGAUCUGGUCCAAACGCCCCUUGCUCUAGCAGAUUGUGCAGCAGACGAGGUAAACCAGAUUCGAUCACUUGGCGAAGAUCUCGUUACCGAUUUAAAGACCGUCAUUGCAACGGCAAAUGAAACUGCCGGCUAUCCUUACGUGAUCAAUUACGAAACAAACAAAAUAGAGAAUAUUCGCGUCAAUUAA